Calliphora vicina (urban bluebottle blowfly) is the source of this 707-nucleotide messenger RNA. RefSeq lists its product as uncharacterized. The transcript has a single exon. The record is from RefSeq and is a predicted model, not a curated record. The coding region runs from base 42 to 605 and encodes 187 amino acids. NCBI's taxonomy places the organism in Eukaryota, Metazoa, Arthropoda, Insecta, Diptera, Calliphoridae.
UUUACGCAGCUUCAUUAUUAACCAAACGUUUCACGCGCAAAAUGGAAGCCAAACAACAUUCCCAAGUCACUGCAGCUCCAGCUGAUGAACGUAACAUUGAGAUAAAGGCACGCAUUGGUUCCGACGAAGAAUUCGAAAAACGUGUUGAAAUUGCCAAAAAACUAACCAACUCCACAGGAGAGCUAAUCGUACAGCGAGAUGUUUUCUUUAAAUCUGAAAGUGGUCGCUUUAAAUUGCGCUAUCUACAACCACCUGCCCGCUCUCAAUUGGUGUACUAUGAUCGUCCCGAUGUGGCUGGACCCAAACUAUCGAAAUUCAAUAAAACCGAACUCGAUGAACCGGAGGUGAUGGAAAAAAUCCUAAGUCAAACGAAUGGAGUGCGCGGAGUUUUGGCCAAAAAGCGCUAUUUGUUCAUGUACGAGAGAACACGCAUUCACUUGGAUAAGGUGGAGGAUUUGGGUAAUUUUAUGGAGUUUGAGGUGUGUUUAUUGCCGGAGCAAACAAUUGAAGAGGGGCAGCUGGUGGCCGAUAAAUUGAUUAAGGAAUUCGGUAUUAAAAGUGAAGAUCUAAUGACGGGAGCAUAUUUUGAUGAGUUGAAAAAAUAGUGUAUGUAUCUGUAUUCCUUAAUAUUAGUAAAUAAAUUAACAUAAUAUUUGUUGUAAAGUGAAUAAGUGUUAAAUUUUUAAUAAAGAUGUUUUGCGCCAAAA